This is a messenger RNA of Hyaena hyaena (striped hyena), 16989 nucleotides long. RefSeq names its product lysine methyltransferase 2C (gene KMT2C). Lineage: Eukaryota; Metazoa; Chordata; Mammalia; Carnivora; Hyaenidae. The transcript has 60 exons. Gene Ontology annotation, molecular function: histone binding; histone H3K4 methyltransferase activity; transcription coactivator activity. Gene Ontology annotation, cellular component: MLL3/4 complex; nucleus. Bases 228 to 15113 code for a protein of 4961 amino acids. The record is from RefSeq and is a predicted model, not a curated record. Gene Ontology annotation, biological process: positive regulation of transcription by RNA polymerase II.
CCGAGGUGCGCGCGCCCGCGCGUAUGUGUGUGAGUGCGUGUCCUGCUCGCUCCAUGUUGCCGCCUCUCCCGGUACCUGCUGCUGCUCCCGGGGCUGCUGGAAAUGCGAGAGGCUGAGCCGGGGAGGAGGAACCCGAGCAGCAGCGGCGGCGGCGGCCGCGGCGGCGGCGGCGGGAGGAGCCCCCCAGGAGGAGGACCGGGAUCCAUGUGUCUUUCCUGGUGACUAGGAUGUCGUCGGAGGAGGACAAGAGCGCGGAGCAGCCGCAGCCGCCGCCACCACCCCCCGAGGAGCCCGGAGCCCCGGCCCCGAGCCCCGCAGCCGCAGACAAAAGACCUCGGGGCCGGCCUCGCAAAGAUGGCGCUUCCCCUUUCCAGAGAGCCAGAAAGAAGCCUCGGAGUAGAGGAAAAAUUACAGUGGAAGAUGAGGACAGCAUGGAUGGCCUGGAGACAACAGAAACAGAAAAUAUUGUGGAAACAGCAGAAGUCAAAGAGCAGUCUGCAGAAGACGAUAUUGAAGCCGAAGGGGACAGCAGCAGACGGCCUGUCCCAGCCCUUGAGCGCUCUGUGUCCCAGGACUCUGCGAGCUCCCUGGUCUCUGUUGGUGUGGAAGUCAAAAUCAGUGAACAGCUCUGCGCUUUUUGUUACUGUGGUGAAAAAAGUUCCUUAGGACAAGGAGACUUAAAACAAUUUAGAGUAACGCCUGGGUUUAUCUUGCCGUGGAAAAGCCAGCCUUUUAACAAGAAGGACACUGAUGAGAGCAGCAACGGAACCUGUGACAAAAUACAAAACUCAGCAUCACGAAAACAAAGAGGACAGAGAAAAGAGCGAUCUCCUCUACAGAAUAUAGUAUCUUGUGUAAGUGUGAGCACGCAGACUGCUUCGGAUGAUCAGGCUGGUAAAUUAUGGGAUGAACUCAGUCUGGUUGGCCUUCCGGAUGCCAUUGAUAUCCAAGCCUUAUUUGAUCCCACAGGCACUUGCUGGGCCCAUCACCGUUGUGUGGAGUGGUCGCUGGGGGCGCGCCAGAUGGAAGAGCUGUCAUCGGUGAGCGUGGACAAAGCUGUUGUCUCAGGGAGCACAGAGCGUUGUGCGUUUUGUAAGCACCUUGGAGCCACUAUCAAAUGCUGUGAAGACAAAUGCACCCAGAUGUACCAUUAUCCUUGUGCGGCUGGAGCUGGUACCUUCCAGGACUUCCGGAACUUCUUCCUUCUGUGUCCAGAGCACAUCGACCAAGCUCCUGAGAGAUCAAAGGAAGAUGCAAACUGUGCAGUGUGCGACAGCCCGGGAGACCUCUUAGAUCAGUUCUUUUGUACCACUUGUGGGCAGCACUAUCAUGGAAUGUGCCUGGAUAUAGCGGUUACUCCAUUAAAACGUGCAGGUUGGCAAUGUCCUGAGUGCAAAGUGUGCCAGAACUGCAAACAAUCGGGAGAAGAUAGCAAGAUGCUAGUGUGUGAUACGUGUGACAAAGGGUAUCAUACUUUUUGUCUUCAACCAGUUAUGAAAUCAGUACCAACCAAUGGCUGGAAAUGCAAAAAUUGCAGAAUAUGUGUAGAGUGUGGCACACGAUCUAGUUCUCAGUGGCACCACAAUUGCUUGGUAUGUGACAGUUGUUACCAACAACAGGAUAACUUAUGUCCUUUCUGUGGGAAGUGCUACCAUCCAGAAUUGCAGAAAGACCUGCUUCACUGUAAUAUGUGCAAGAGAUGGGUUCAUUUAGAAUGUGACAAACCAACAGAUCACGAGUUGGAUUCUCAGUUCAAAGAAGAGUAUAUCUGCAUGUAUUGUAAACACUUAGCCGCUGAAAUGGACCCCUUACAGCCAGGUGAUGAAGUGGAGAUGGCCGAAGUCACUACAGAUUGUAACAAUGAAAUGGAAGUCGAAGGACCUGAAGACCAUAUGGUAUUUCCAGAGCAAGCAGUUAAUGAAGACAUCAGUGGCCAGGAGUCGACACCUGGAAUUGUUCCAGAUGCAGUUCACAUCCAUACAGAAGAGCACCAAAAGAGUAAUUCACCCGAAAGUCUUCACACACAUGAUCUUCUCAUUUCUGAAUCAUCCCAAGAUAAAAUGAAUCCUGAAUUGGAAAAUCAUAUUUCUCAAGAAGUUGAUAGUGAAAAAAUGGAAAUGUCUUCUAAAGUGAUGCAUGUUUGUGAUGAAAAUCAAAAUGAAAACAAAAUGGAAAUGACGGAGAACGUUGACGUCCUUACACACCAGAUCACCGUGCGGCGCGAGGACCUGCAGUUAGGGGAACCCAGAAUGCUAGCAGCCACAGAAGAAUCACGGCCUCCAAGAUUGUCCUUUGAAUCUGUCACUGGUCCGCCAGAAACCCUAAGGUCCCCGUGUGAGGAAAGUACUUCUUUAUGUUCUAAGGAACAAUUGGCUAUAGAAAGGGUACAAGAAGAAAUGGAACAGAAAGUUAGUUCUGAAUCUUCUGCUGUGUUUAUGGACUUUGAAGUGGCUCCUGUAGUUGAGAGUUGUGUGAAGGAUGGUUUAUGCCAAGAAGACAAAUCUGUAAAAGUACCAUCGGAGACCGAGUUGUCAUUUUCGUCAGCGGCAGGUGUAAGCAAGGCAAAUGUGUCUUCCUCUCCACUCUCUUCAGACUUGCCUUCCCAGGACAUACUGCAUAGCUACCCUUCAACCCUCAGUGCUUCUGUUGGAAACAUUAUGCCAACAACUUACAUCUCAGUCACUCCAAAAAUUGGCAUGGGUAAACCAGCUAUUACCAAAAGAAAAUUUUCUCCUGGUAGACCUCGGUCCAAACAGGGGGCUUGGAGUACCCAUAAUACAGUGAGCCCACCUUCCUGGUCCUCAGACAUUUCAGAAGGUCGGGAAAUUUUUAAACCCAGGCAGCUUCCUGGCAGUGCCAUUUGGAGCAUCAAAGUGGGCCGCGGGUCGGGGUUCCCCGGGAAGCGGAGACCUCGUGGUGCGGGGCUGUCGGGGCGAGGCGGCAGAGGCAGGUCAAAGCUGAAAAGUGGCAUCGGAGCAGUCGUGUUACCCGGGGUGUCUGCUGCAGAUCUUUCAUCGAGUAAGGAUGAAGAGGAAAACUCUAUGCAUAACACAGUGGUGUUGUUUUCCAGUAGUGACAAGUUCACCUUGCACCAGGACAUGUGUGUAGUUUGUGGCAGUUUUGGCCAAGGAGCAGAGGGGAGACUGCUGGCAUGUUCUCAGUGUGGUCAGUGCUACCACCCGUACUGUGUCAGCGUCAAGAUCACGAAAGUGGUUCUUAGCAAAGGUUGGAGGUGCCUUGAGUGCACUGUGUGUGAGGCCUGUGGGAAGGCCACUGACCCUGGAAGACUCCUGCUGUGUGAUGACUGUGACAUAAGCUACCAUACCUACUGCCUCGACCCUCCUCUGCAGACAGUGCCCAAAGGAGGCUGGAAGUGCAAAUGGUGUGUUUGGUGCCGGCACUGUGGGGCGACAUCUGCAGGCCUGAGGUGUGAGUGGCAGAACAACUACACACAGUGCGCUCCCUGUGCAAGCCUGUCUUCCUGCCCCAUCUGCUGUCGGAACUAUCGAGAAGAAGAUCUUAUUCUGCAGUGUAGACAAUGUGACAGAUGGAUGCAUGCAGUUUGUCAGAACUUAAAUUCUGAGGAGGAAGUGGAAAAUGUCGCCGACAUUGGUUUUGAUUGUAGCCUGUGCAGACCCUAUAUGCCUACGUCAAAUGUGCCUUCCUCAGACUGCUGCGAAUCCUCACUGGUAGCACAGAUCGUCACAAAAGUGAAAGAGCUAGAUCCACCCAAGACAUACACCCAGGAUGGUGUGUGUCUGACUGAAUCAGGGAUGACGCAGUUACAGAGCCUCACAGUUACAGUCCCCCGAAGAAAACGGUCCAAACCAAAGUUGAAGUUGAAGAUUAUAAAUCAGAAUAGCGUGGCUGUCCUUCAGACCCCUCCAGACAUCCAAUCAGAGCACUCAAGGGAUGGAGAAAUGGAUGACAGUCGAGAAGGAGAACUUGUGGACUGUGAUGGGAAAUCAGAAUCUAGUCCUGAGCGGGAAGCCGUGGAUGAGGAAACGAAGGGGACGGAAGGAGCAGAUGGUGUAAAAAAGAGAAAAAGGAAACCAUACAGACCAGGUAUUGGUGGAUUUAUGGUACGGCAAAGAAGUCGAACUGGGCAAGGAAAAACGAAAAGAUCUGUCAUCAGGAAAGAUUCCUCAGGCUCUAUAUCUGAGCAGUUACCUAACAGAGAUGAUGGCUGGAGUGAGCAUUUACCAGAUACACUAGUUGAUGAAGCUGUUUCUGUUACUGAAAACACUGAAAAAAUAAAGAAGAGAUACCGAAAAAGGAAAAAUAAGCUUGAAGAAACCUUCCCUGCCUAUUUACAAGAAGCUUUCUUUGGAAAAGAUCUUCUAGAUACAAGUAGACAAAACAAGCUAAGUUUAGAUAAUCUAUCCGAAGAUAUGGCUCAACUUUCAUAUAAAACAAACAUGAACACAAAUUUCUUGGAUCCUUCCUUAGAUCCACUACUUAGUUCAUCCUCAACUCCAGCAAAACCUGGAACUCACGGUACGACUGGUGACCCCUUAGCUGAUAUUUCUGAAGUCUUAAACACAGAUGAUGACAUUCUUGGAAUAAUUUCAGAUGACCUUGCAAAAUCAGUUGAUCAUUCAGCCGGAAUAGAUCUCGGUCCUGUCGCUGAUGACCCCUCUUCUUUGCCUCAGCCAAGUGUCAAUCCCAGUUCACGACCAUUAAGUGAAGAGCAGCUAGAUGGAAUCCUCAGCCCUGAGCUAGACAAAAUGGUCACAGAUGGAGCAAUUCUCGGAAAGUUAUAUAAAAUUCCAGAGCUCGGAGGGAAGGACGUCGAAGACUUGUUUACUGCUGUGCUCAGUCCUGCUGCCACUCAGCCGCCCCCGCUCACACAGCCGCCCCCGCCACCUGCGCCACAGCUGCUGCCCGUGCACAGUCAGGAUGUAUUUUCACGGAUGCCACUCAUGAACGGCCUUAUCGGACCCAGUCCUCACCUCCCACAUAAUUCUUUGCCUCCUGGAAGUGGACUGGGAACUUUCUCGGCUGUAGCACCGUCUCCUUACACAGAUACCAGGGAUAAAAAUCCAGCAUUUAAUCCGAUGGCAAGUGACCCUAACAGCUCAUGGCCGUCAUCCGCUCCCACGGUGGAAGGAGAGAACGACACAAUGUCCAAUGCCCAGAGAAGCACACUCAAGUGGGAGAAGGAGGAGGCCCUGGGUGAAAUGGCAACAGUAGCACCAGUUCUCUACACGAACAUCAAUUUCCCCAACCUGAAGGAGGAAUUCCCUGACUGGACCACUAGAGUGAAGCAGAUUGCCAAGCUGUGGAGAAAAGCAAGCUCGCAGGAGAGAGCGCCUUACGUGCAAAAAGCCAGAGAUAACAGAGCUGCCUUACGCAUUAAUAAAGUCCAGAUGUCAAAUGAUCCCCUGAAGAGGCAGCAACAGCAAGACAGCAUCGAUCCGGGCUCUCGAAUUGAUUCGGACCUUUUUAAAGAUCCAUUAAAGCAGAGAGAAUCAGAACAUGAACAGGAAUGGAAAUUUCGACAGCAAAUGCGUCAGAAGAGUAAGCAGCAGGCUAAAAUUGAAGCUACGCAGAAGCUGGAGCAGGUCAAGAACGAACAGCAGCAGCAGCAGCAGCAGCAGCAGCAGCAACAGCAAUUCGGCACUCAGCCCCUCGUGGCCCCGUCUGGCUCAGACACGCCGAGUAGUGGCAUCCAGAGCCCCCUGACGCCCCAGCCCGGCAACGGAAACGUGUCUCCUGCACAGUCAUUCCAUAAAGACCUGUUUACAAAGCAGCUCCCCAGCACCCCGACGUCUGCGUCCUCAGAUGACGUGUUUGUGAAACCGCAAGCCCCUCCCCCUGCUGCAGCCCCAGCCCGAGUUCCCGCCCAGGAGAAUCUGUCUCAGCCUCAGACCUGUCAGCCACCUUCGCCACAGGUCUUCUCGCCUGGGCCCUCUCACUCCCGACCACCAUCUCCAGUGGAUCCUUACGCGAAAAUGGUUGGUACUCCAAGACCACCUCCUGGGGGCCACGGCUUUCCCAGAAGAAACUCUGCCGCCCUGGUGGAAAACUGUGCUCCUCUGCCUUCAGCCCCGAGGCCCGCUCAGAUGGCUGAGGCCACGGCAGGCAGGCCGUCCCCCGUCAGAGACUUAUGCUCCUCCACCGCAAGUAUCGACCCCUAUGCAAAGCCACCAGACACACCUAGACCCAUGAUCACCGAUCCGUUCCCUAAACCCUUGGGCCUCCCCCGCUCCCCUCUAGUUUCUGAACAGACUGCAAAAGGCCUUCUAGCAGCUGGCACCAAUGAUCACUUUAGUAAACCAUCUCCCAGGGCAGAUGUGUUUCAAAGACAGCGGAUACCUGACCCAUAUGCGCGACCCUUGUUGACACCCGCACCUCUUGACAGUGGUCCUGGACCUUUUAAGACUCCGAUGCAGCCCCCUCCGUCUUCCCAGGAUCCUUAUGGGUCUGUGUCACAGGCACCCAGGCGAUUGUCUGUGGACCCUUAUGAAAGGCCUGCUUUGACACCGAGACCUGUAGAUAACUUUUCUCACAGCCCGUCAGGUGAUCCGUACAGCCAGCCUCCCCUAACCCCACAUCCAGCAAUGAAUGACUCUUUUGCCCAUCCUUCAAGGGCUUUCCCCCAGCCUGGAACCGUAUCAAGGCCAACAUCUCAGGACCCAUAUUCCCAGCCCCCCGGAACCCCACGACCUGUUGUAGAUUCUUACCCCCAGCCCUCAGGAACAUCUCGCUCCAAUCCAGACCCCUACUCCCAACCUCCUGGAACUCCCCGGCCCGCCACGAUUGACCCUUACAGUCAACAGCCGCCAACCCCAAGGCCGUCUACACAAGCAGACUUGUUCGUUCCACCUGCCCCUAAUCAGAGGCAUUCGGACCCAUACGCUCACCCUCCUGGAACACCAAGACCUUACUCUCAGCCACCAGCAGCGCCAAGGCCGAGGGUUUCAGAGGGUUUUACUAGGUCCUCAAUGACAAGACCAGUCCUCAUGCCAAAUCAGGAUCCUUUCCUGCAAGCAGCACAAAAUCGAGGAGCAGCUUUAUCUGGUCCAUUGAUAAGGCCACCUGAUCCAUGUUCCCAAACUCCUAGGCCACCUGGACCUAGUCUCUCAGAAACUUUUAGCCGAGUUUCCCCGUCUGCUACUCGGGAUGCCUACGAUCAGCCUCCAAUGACUCCAAGAUCUCAGCCGGACUCUUUUGGAACAAGUCAAGUUGCUCAUGAUAGUGUUGAUCAGUCAAGGCCUGGAUCAGAGGGGAGCUUCAGUGCGCCCUCAAAUUCUCCAAUGAGUUCUCAGAGCCAACAGUUUCCCAGCGUCUCCCACCUUCCUGGACCUGUACCAACUUCAGGGGUCACUGAUACACAGAAUACCGUAAAUAUGUCGCAGGCAGAUACGGAGAAGUUAAGACAGCGGCAGAAGUUACGUGAGAUCAUCCUCCAGCAGCAGCAGCAGAAGAAGCUGGCGGGUCGGCAGGAGAAGGGCUCCCAGGACGCGGCGGCGGCCCCUCUCCCAGCGCCCUUGCAGCACUGGCAGCCCGACGGCGUCAGCCAGGCGUUUGCGAGGCCUCCGCCCCCCUAUCCCGGGAGCGUCCGGUCUCCUGUCGUCCCUCCUCUGGGGCCUAGAUACGCAGUUUUCCCAAAAGAUGCACGCGGACCCUACCCUCCUGAUGUUACUGGUAUGGGGAUGAGACCUCACGGAUUUAGAUUUGGAUUUCCAGGAGGUAGUCACGGUACCCUGUCAGGUCAGGAGCGCUUCCUUGUACCUCCUCAACAAAUACAAGGGUCUGGAGUUCCUCCACAGCUCAGAAGAUCUGUAUCUGUAGACAUGCCGAGGCCUUUAAAUAACUCACAGAUGAAUAAUCCAGUUGGACUUCCGCAGCAUUUUCCACCACAGAGUCUGCCAGUUCAACAGCAUAACAUACUCGGUCAAGCAUUUAUUGAGCUGAGGCACAGGGCGCCUGACGGAAGGCCGCGGGUGGCCUUCGCCGCUUCUCCCGCCAGUGUUCUGGAGCCACCUUCUCAUCCAAGACAGGGAAACUUCAUUCCCCGGCCGGACUUCCCGGGUCCUAGACACACCGAGCCCUUGAGACGACCUGUUCAGGGUCUGCCAGCUCCGCUACCUUUGCAUCCAAAUGUGGAACAAGGGCCACCGUCUCAGCAAGACCAGAGUCAUCCCGUCCAUUCGUCUUCUGUGGUCAUGAGGUCCCUGAGCCACCCCUUAGGCGGUGACUUCUCAGAGGCCUCUCUGUCAACAGCAUCGACACCUGCUGAAACAACAUCCGAUAACUUACAGGUAACCACCCAGUCUUCUGAUGGUCUUGAAGAAAAACUCGAUACUGACGACCCAUCUGUAAAGGAACUAGACGUUAAAGACCUUGAGGGGGUUGAAGUCAAAGACUUGGAUGAUGAGGAUCUUGAAAAUUUAAAUCUAGACACAGAGGACGGCAAGGGAGAUGAAUUGGAUACUUUAGGUAAUUUGGAAACAAAUGACCCCAACCUGGAUGACCUCUUAAGGUCAGGAGAAUUUGAUAUCAUUGCAUAUACAGAUCCAGAACUUGACCUAGGAGAUAAGAAAAGCAUGUUCAAUGAGGAACUAGACCUUAACGUUCCCAUCGAUGAUAAGAUAGAUAAUCAGUGUGUAUCUGUUGAACCAAAAAACAAGGAGCCAGAAGACAAAACUGCUGUUCCCUCUGAUAAACACUCUCCAUGGAAAAAGUCCACGGGUACCAGUGAGAUAAAAACAGAGGUGCUGUCUCCGGAUUCUAAAGGGGAGGCCAGAUGUGACAGUGAGAAGAGCAACGAGAGCAAAGACAGUACUGGCACCCCCAGCUCACAGGCUUCGGCUCACACAGAGGUCACUGACGGGGAGAAGGCCGCUCUGCAGUCCUGUGACCCAGAUCUGCUGGAGAAGAGAACCCGCGAGGCUGCUGGCCCCGCUGCAGCUGGUGUUCGAGGCGCCUCUCAGCUGCCUGCCGCCGAUGUGAUCAGCCCGUGCGGCCUAACGGCAUCCACUCCGGUUCUCUCGAGUUUACUUGCUAAUGAGAAAUCUGAUAAUUCAGACAUGAGGCCUCUGGGGUCUCCACCGCCCACGCUGCCAGCCUCGCCAUCCAGUCACGCAUCAGGUUUGCCGCCUCCUUUAAUGACGCCGCCUGGGCACGUUUUGGAGAGUGCCCUGAGUUCUCCCGUGCCCGUGCCCUCUAGGGCACACCGUGCUUUCCCCCAGGGUGUGCACGUAAACCCAGGAUUCCUUCAGGGCCAGUCGACAGUUAGUCAUGGUUUGGGGGCUGGAAAGCCUGCAAAUCCAGCGGGUCCUCUCACAAGCCAGCCUGGGCCCAGUGGCCUGUCUGGGCCCCAGCAGCUGAUGGUCCCUCCAACGUUAGCCCAGCAGAACAGAGAGAGGCCCCUCUUGCUGGAGGAGCAACCUCUCCUGCUCCAGGAUCUUCUGGAUCAAGAGAGGCAGGAGCAGCAGCAGCAGAGACAGAUGCAAGCCAUGAUUCGUCAGCGGUCAGAGCCCUUCUUCCCAAACAUCGAUUUUGAUGCAAUUACAGAUCCUAUAAUGAAAGCCAAAAUGGUGGCCCUUAAAGGCAUAAAUAAAGUAAUGGCACAAAACAAUAUGGGCAUGCCACCCAUGGUUAUGAACAGGUUCCCCUUUAUGGGCCAGUCGGUGGCCGGAGCGCAAACCGGUGAAGGCCAGAGUCUCCUCCCGCAGGCCAUGACACAGGAUGGCAGUAUAACACAUCAGAUUUCUAGGCCUAAUCCUCCAAAUUUUGGUCCAGGCUUUGUCAACGAUUCACAACGUAAGCAGUAUGAAGAAUGGCUUCAGGAGACCCAGCAGCUUCUUCAGAUGCAGCAGAAAUACCUUGAAGAACAAAUUGGUGCACACAGAAAAUCUAAGAAGGCCCUUUCCGCAAAACAACGUACUGCCAAGAAAGCAGGGCGGGAAUUUCCAGAAGAGGAUGCAGAACAACUGAAGCAUGUUACAGAGCAGCAAAGCAUGGUUCAGAAACAGCUAGAACAGAUCCGUAAACAACAGAAAGAGCACGCCGAGCUGAUAGAAGAUUAUCGGAUCAAGCAGCAGCAGCAGCAGCAGCAGUGUGCGAUGGCCCCGCCCCCCGUCAUGCCAGGCAUCCAGCCCCAGCCGCCCCUCGUGCCCGGUGCCGCCCCGCCUGCCAUGAACCAGCCUGGCUUCCCUGUGGGGCCGCCGCAGCUGCAGCAUGCAGGGCUGAUUUCUGGCCAUGCCAGCCCGGCUAGGAUGCCCAGUUUACCGGGGUGGCAGCCUGCUGGCACCCCAGCCCACCUCCCCCUCACCCCUGCUAGGGUCCAGCCUCCAGUCGCCCAGUUACCAAUAAGAACUUGCACGCCGGCUCCAGGGACAGUGUCUGGUGCAAACCCACAGGGUGGACCGCCGCCACGGGUGGAAUUUGACGACAAUAACCCCUUCAGUGAAAGUUUCCAGGAGCGAGAGCGGAAGGAACGUUUACGAGAACAGCAGGAAAGACAGCGGAUCCAGCUCCUGCAAGAGGUGGACAGACAGAGGGCCCUGCAGCAGGGCGUGGGGGUGCAGCCGCAUGGCCCCCUGCGGCCCCAGCUUCCCUUCUACAGCUCCGACCUGCCUUGUGACUUUCCCCAGCCUCCCCGGCCCCUUCAGCAGUCUCCACAGCACCAACAGCAAAUGGGGCAGGGCUCACAGCAGCAGAGUAUACAGCAGGGGUCUAUUAAUUCCCCUCCCACCCAAACUUUCAUGCAAACCAAUGAGCGAAGGCAGAUAGGGCCUCCCUCGUUCGUUCCCGAUUCACCCUCAAUUCCUGGUGGAAGCCCCAAUUUCCAUUCUGUCAAGCAGGUACAUGGAGGUCUUUCUGGGGCCAGCUUCCAGCAGUCCCCAGCGAGGGCUCCCUUUACCCCCACGGCACUCACUGUCGGAAGUAGCAGUGUCCCAUGUGGCCAAGACCCCGCUACAACCCACGGACAGAGUUACCCAGGAUCAGCCCAGUCGCUGAUUCAGUUGUAUUCUGACAUAAUCCCAGAAGAGAAGGGGAAGAAGAAAAGAACAAGAAAGAAGAAGAAAGACGAUGACGUGGAAUCCACCAAGGCACCGUCCACCCCCCACUCAGAUAUAACCGCGCCCCCGACCCCGAGUGUCUCAGAAACUACCUCCACACCCACCGUGAACACGCCCGGCGAGCUUCCGCAGCCAGCAGAGCCCGAGUUGGUGGAGCCUGUGUGCCCAUCGACGCCCAACACGGCCGCUGGCCAGCUGUGCGCAGAGUUAGAGAACAGGCCGCCCCGUAGUGAGUUACCACAGGGGACCCCGAGCCACCAGGCUUACGCGGACUCGGAGGUGGAGAAGCACUCUGUGGAAACCCCUGCUUCAGCUGAAGAUGUGAAACUAGAGGCCGCCGAGCCCCCACAGGGCCCCGGCCUCGACGGGCCUGACCUGGAGGAACAAGCUGGAAACCAGGCAGAGGACAGAGCUGGGGCCGGUCCUGGUCCUGUCCCCUCGGGGCAGAGUCCCCCUCAUCCUGCCGGGGCUCCUGCUGCCAAAGCAGAUUCGGGCAAUGAACUUCUGAAACACCUGCUGAAAAAUAAAAAGUCCUCUUCCCUUUUGAGUCAAAAACCCGAAGGCAGCUUUUGUUCAGAAGACGAGUGUACGAAGGGUAACAAAGGAGUGGAGAGACAGAACCCAGUCGAAGGAUUGCAAACUCUGGCGGCUCCGAUGCAAGGUGCUUUUGGAUGUGGCGGCAACCCGUUGCCAAAGGCAGAUGGAGGAAGUGAGACCAAGAAACCGCGAAGCAAACGGACUCAGAGGGCGGGGGAGAAGGCGGCGCCGCGCUCCAAGAAAAGGCGGAAGGAUGAAGAGGAGAAACGAGCCUUGUCCUCUGCCGCCGACACCUUGACGCACCUGAAGCAGCAGCUCUCUCUGCUCCCUCUAAUGGAACCAAUCAUUGGAGUGAACUUUGCGCACUUUCUUCCUUAUGGCAGUGGCCAAUUUAAUAGUGGGAACCGACUUCUAGGAACUUUUGGCAGUGCUACCCUUGAAGGGGUUUCGGAUUACUAUUCUCAGUUGAUCUACAAGCAGAAUAAUUUAAGUAAUCCUCCAACACCCCCUGCCUCUCUUCCUCCUACACCACCUCCUAUGGCUUGUCAGAAGAUGGCAAAUGGUUUUGCGACAACUGAAGAACUUGCUGGAAGAGCUGGCGUACUAAUGAGCCAUGAAGUUACCAAAAGUCUAGGACCCAAAGCAUUUCAGCUGCCCUUCAGACCGCAGGAUGACCUGUUAGCCAGAGCUAUCGCUCCAGGCCCGAAGACCGUUGAUGUGCCAGCCUCACUCCCAACGCCGCCUCAUAACAAUCACGAAGAGCUGAGGAUCCAGGAGCACGGUGGAGACCGGGACACUCCGGACAGUUUUGUUCCCUCGUCCUCUCCUGAGAGUGUGGUUGGGAUGGAAGUGAGCAGGUACCCCGACCUGUCGCUGGUCAAGGAGGAGCCUCCCGAGCCUGUGCCGUCCCCCAUCAUUCCGAUUCUCCCCAGCAGUGCUGGGAAAGGUUUGGAGUCUAGAAGGAAUGACAUCAAGACUGAGCCUGGCACUUUAUUUUUCACACCCCCUUUUGGUUCUUCUCCAAAUGGUCCCAGAUCGGGUCUUAUAUCUGUGGCCAUCACUCUGCACCCGACGGCUGCUGAGAACAUUAGCAGCGUUGUGGCCGCGUUUUCCGACCUUCUCCACGUCCGAAUCCCUAACAGCUAUGAGGUCAGCAACGCUCCGGAGGUCCCAUCCGUGGGCUUGGUCAGUAGCCACAGAGUAAACCCAGGUUUGGAGUGUCGACAGCAUCUGUUUCUUCGUGGGCCUCCGCCAGGAUCUGCGAACCCUCCCCGAUUAGCCGGCUCGUACCGGCUGAAGCCGCCCAGCGCGCCCUUCCGUCCGGCGAGCGACGGUCUCUCUGGAUAUAAGGACGCUACACACGCUGUCGCAGAAGGCGCGGCCCUCAGACCACAGUGGUGCUGUCACUGCAAAGUGGUGAUUCUUGGAAGCGGCGUGAGGAAGUCUUUCAGAGAUCUGGCCUUUGCCAACAAGGAUUCCCGAGAAAGCCCCCACAGAGUGGAGAAGGACAUUGUCUUCUGUAGUAAUAACUGCUUCGUUCUUUAUGCCUCAACCACACAAGCAAAAAACUCAGAAAGCAAGGAGCCUGCUCCCCUGUUGCCACAGUCGCCUGUAAGAGAGACGCCUUCAAAAGCGUUUCACCAGUACAGCAACAACACCUCCACCCUGGACGUGCACCGCCUCCCGCAGUUCCAGGAGGAGGCGUCUCCCCCUGCGUCACCCCCCAUCACUUUCCCUCCGGCCUUCGAAGCGGCCAAAGUGGAGGCAAAGCCAGAUGAGCUCAAGGUAACAGUCAAGUUAAAGCCUCGGCUCAGAACUGUCCAUGGUGGGUUUGAGGACUGCAGGCCGAUCAGUAAGAAGUGGAGGGGGAUGAAAUGGAAGAAGUGGAGCAUUCACAUUGUCAUCCCCAAGGGGACGUUCAAGCCCCCCUGUGAGGAUGAAAUUGAUGAAUUCCUGAAGAAGCUGGGCACUUCCCUUAAACCCGACCCCGUGCCCAGAGACUAUCGGAAGUGCUGCUUCUGUCACGAGGAAGGUGAUGGGUUGACCGACGGACCGGCCAGACUGCUCAACCUUGACCUGGACGUGUGGGUCCACCUGAACUGUGCGCUCUGGUCCACGGAGGUGUACGAGACCCAGGCCGGGGCCUUGAUAAACGUGGAGCUGGCGCUGAGGAGGGGCCUGCAGAUGAAGUGUGUCUUCUGUCACAAGAUGGGCGCCACCAGCGGUUGUCACCGGUUUCGGUGCACCAACAUUUACCACUUCACUUGCGCCAUUAAAGCACAAUGCAUGUUUUUCAAGGACAAGACGAUGCUGUGUCCCAUGCACAAACCGAAGGGGAUCCACGAGCAGGAGCUGAGCUACUUUGCGGUCUUCAGGCGGGUCUAUGUCCAGCGCGACGAGGUGCGGCAGAUCGCCAGCAUCGUGCAGCGCGGGGAGCGGGACCACACCUUCCGCGUGGGCAGCCUCAUCUUCCACACGAUCGGCCAGCUGCUGCCGCAGCAGAUGCAGGCCUUCCACUCCCCCAAGGCGCUCUUCCCCGUGGGCUACGAGGCCAGCCGCCUGUACUGGAGCACCCGCUACGCCAACCGCCGCUGCCGCUACCUGUGCUCCAUCGAGGAGAAGGAGGGCCGCCCCGUGUUCGUCAUCAGGAUCGUGGAGCAGGGCCACGAGGACCUUGUCCUCAGUGACUCGUCCCCUAAAGGUGUUUGGGAUAAAAUUUUGGAGCCCGUGGCGUGUGUGAGAAAACAGUCUGAAAUGCUCCAGCUCUUUCCGGCGUAUUUGAAGGGAGAAGACCUGUUUGGGCUAACGGUGUCCGCGGUGGUGCGGAUCGCAGAGUCCCUACCCGGGGUUGAGGCGUGUGAGAACUACACCUUCCGCUACGGCCGCAACCCCCUCAUGGAGCUCCCGCUGGCCGUCAACCCCACCGGCUGCGCCCGCUCGGAACCUAAAAUGAGUGCCCAUGUCAAGAGGUUUGUGUUAAGACCUCACACCCUGAACAGCACCAGCACCUCCAAGUCCUUCCAGAGCACGGUCACCGGCGAGCUGAGCGCCCCCUACAGCAAGCAGUUCGUGCACUCCAAGUCCUCGCAGUACCGCAGGAUGAAGACCGAGUGGAAGUCCAACGUGUACCUGGCCCGCUCCCGCAUCCAGGGGCUGGGCCUGUACGCUGCCAGGGACAUCGAGAAGCACACCAUGGUCAUCGAGUACAUCGGGACUAUCAUUCGAAAUGAAGUUGCCAACAGGAAAGAGAAGCUGUAUGAGUCUCAGAACCGGGGCGUAUACAUGUUCCGCAUGGACAACGACCACGUGAUUGACGCCACACUCACCGGAGGGCCUGCCAGAUACAUCAACCACUCGUGUGCGCCGAACUGUGUGGCGGAAGUGGUGACUUUUGAGAGGGGACACAAAAUUAUCAUCAGCUCCAACCGGAGGAUCCAGAAAGGAGAGGAGCUGUGCUACGACUACAAGUUCGACUUCGAGGACGACCAGCACAAGAUUCCGUGUCACUGCGGGGCUGUGAACUGCCGGAAGUGGAUGAACUGAACGCAUUCGUCGCCGGUCGGCGGGCGGCUCGUCCCCACGAAGAAGCGAUUCGACGCGCCGUGUGACUUCUGCAGACAGAAGGAGAUUUCCGUUUUCUGUUGUGUGACUUUUUGCAACUAGCUCCUGGGAGUCCCGGCUUCCGCGGCGGCCCCUGGGGCGGGAGCCGCUCCGGGGCGGCCCGGACGGUCCAGCACUUUUGUUUUCUGCUUUCUCUUCCCUUCCUCCUCCUUCCCGUGGGCGGGUUUUGUUUCGUUCUGUUUUGUUUUGUUUUCAAGUCUCACCGAGGAGAAACUGACUGGGGCGCAGAGCCGCGGGCUGCCGGGCCCCGGGGGGGCUUCCUAUGAAUGUAAGACUGAAAUCACCAGCGAAAGGGAGAUUCGUCCAAAGUGCUGGCCACGGCCUUAUCUGAAGAAGGGGCGGGCCCUCUCGUGUAGGAGUUUCUAAGUAACGUAGACACCACUGAACAAGGAAUGUACUGAACCGACUUCCUUAGGGCAGAGCUAAGGGGCGAUAACUUGCACUAAAUACACUUAAUUACUUGAUUCCAUGAGUCAGUUUAUUGUAGUUUUUGAUUUCUGUAAAAUAAGAGAAACUUUUUGUAUUUAUUAUUGAAUAAGUGAAUGAAGCUAUUUUUAAAUAAAAGUUAGAAGAAAGCCAAGCUGCUGCUGUUACCUGCAGAACUAACAAACUCUGUUACUUUGUACAAAUGUGUAAAUAUUUUGAGAAGAAAAAAAAUACAGUAUAAAAAUAGUAUUGACCAAAUGCUACCAGGCUCCGCAGCAGCUCGGGUGCUUAUAAACUGUUCACGGGGGUGUUACAGUACAACGUUGUGUUGUUAAAUACGCCAUGGUAAUUCUGUAAUAACCAAAAUUUCAACCUAGAGUAUUUGGGGUUUUUUGGAAACUACGGUCUAUUAGUACUCAAUUGUUUUAUACACCUUCCGAUAGAACGGAGUGUGGGCUGUGACUCCAACUUUUAUAGCUGUUUUGGUAAUUUAAACUAAUGUUUUCAUAUUCUCUUGUUGCAUCCCUACUUCUUCAGGUUUUUUUGUGCUUACAAUUUGUGAUAACUGUGAAUAACUGCUUCGAGACACACCCAGAUGGAAGCUGAACUUUUUCUUCAGCGAAAGUAGUUUUGAUUAGAACUUCGUUUCAAGCCACAGAGAAUCAUGUAGACAUACUAGGUCAUGUAGCAGGGCUCCAGUCUAACUCUCUAGCCUUCUAUUUAACACAGACAUUUGAAAAGGAAAAAAAAAAAAAAAAAAAAAAGAUCCGAUCACGCUUGCGGCUGCAGGACCCGGGCCAAUAGGGUUUUGGAAGAUGUAAUUUUAAAACGUGUUUGUAUGAACUGUUUGUUUACAUUUCUUUAAUAAAACACACACACACACACACACACACACACACACACACUGUUUUGUGUUUGCUUGUAGAAAUUUAAUCAGCAUUUUGAACCAGGUUAGCUUUUUUUUUUGUACUUAAAAUUCUGGUACUGACACUUCACAGGCUAAGUAUAAAUGAAGUUUCUGUGUGCACAAUUCAAGUGGGCUGUAAACUUGGAACACCAGUGAUGCAGUUCGGAACUUGUAAUGUAUAUGGCAUGAUGUAUUUUUAUCCUACAAAAUAAAUCAAUUGUAUAUAUUUUUCUCUUGAUAAAUAGCUGUAUGAAAUUUGUUUCUUGAAUAUUUUUCUUCUCUUGUACAAUAUUCUGACAUCAUACCAGUAUUUGUCCUACCGGGUUUUUGUUUUCUGUUCUGUAUAAUAGUACCUAAUGUUGGCAAAAAUUGAAUUUUUUGAAGUAUACAGAGUGUUAUGGGUUUUGGAAUUUGUGGACACAGAUUUAGAAGAUCACCAUUUACAAAUAAAAUAUUUUACAUCUA